GCUCAGCGCAGACAGCAAGCCGACCUCGACAAGCAUGAGCAGCGAUGCCGAGCAGCAGCAGGCCAACGGCGACGCUCCUCUCGACCACCAGGACCAAGACCCCAUGAGCGCCACCGUCGACGUGACGCUCCUCGUCCCGGCCCAGUCGCUCCUGUCGUCGUCGCCCGCGCCCUCGUCCGCCAAGUCGACCACCGACAGCGCCUUCCUCGAGCUGCCCCUCCCGAUCGCCCUCUCCGACGUCGUCCACGACCUCAAGAACAUUAUUACCGACGCACCCGAGGGCUUUUGGCUCGGCGCCUUUUCGCUCGCCCCGGUCUACGCCGACGAGCUCGCGCCUGUCGACGGCGACGACUCGGCACCGUCGCACGGCGAGUGGACCGCCCUCUCGCCGCCGGCGCCGCAGACGCCCGUUCUCGGAGCGCAGCCCGACCCGAAGCAGUGGGCCCUCACCAAGGACGGCGUCCUCGGCGACUACGCCGACCUGACGGGCGUCUUUGGCGGCGAGCCCGAGUUCUGGGAGGGCAAGCGUCGCGGCCUCAAGGUCAUCUUCACGCCGUUCGCCGCCGCGACCAUGCACACGCACCUUCUCAAGGUCCGCGACACGCUCUUCUCGAGCCUCCCUCCUUUCGCGUCGACCUCGUCCGCCUACGACCCGACCGCCUUCGCCAUCUCGUCGGGAUCGACCCUGUAUGCGUCGGUGUGCGGCGAGACGGACAAGCCCGAGGAGGAGGAGCAGCAGGUCGCGCACUCGGACAAGGUCGUCGAGGACAAGGGCGCCGAGUCGACCAAGGGCAAGAAGGGCAAGAGCGGCAAGAAGGCGGCGGCUCCUGCGCCCGAGCAGGACGAGGCGCCGACACCGGCACCUGCCCGCGACGAGCCGCACGCCUUUACCGGCUGGUCGGCCGACGACUUGAGCGCCGACGCGUACCUCAAGCACCUCGCGUCCCGUUCGGCCUCGCCAGCCCUCGCCUCGCCCUGCCUCAAGGCCCUCGGCGUCUCGCCCUGGAGCCCGCCGCCGCACCCUCGCCGCCUUCGAGGCGACCUCGUCUACCUCACCGUCUCGACCCUCGAGUCGGAGCAGUACACGAUCACGGGCGCCGCGAGCGGGUUCUGGAUCUCCAAGUCGACCAACUCGAACUGCGACCCGUCGCCGCGCGCCGUCCUGCCCAAGGGCGUGCACACCGGCCCGUACCAGUCGCUGUUCGAGCUCCUCGCCGACAUCUCGCCCUCGUUCCGCCGAGGCCUGUCCACCCUCGUCGCCAAGGCGUCGCGCGGCGACCUGAGCCAGUCGGACCUCGUCGCCUCGCUCGCCGUCACCCACACGAUCCCGGCCGCGCCCUGGCUCGUGCGUGCCCCUCAACACGUCGCCGACCCGUUCCGCACCCAGGCGGCGUACCUCCUCACGUCGGCGACGACGGCCGACCAGCUCCCGACCGCGCGCGACUGGAACGACGAGUUUGGCCAGUUCCUCGACCUCCCUCGCGACGACAUGAACCAGCGCCUCCUCCGCGAGCGCUUCCUCACGCGCACCCAGGCCGACUUUGUCGCGGCCGCCACUCGCGGCGCCGUCUCGAUCGCGCGCGGCGACAUCCCGCCCAUCAACCCGAACGAGCCCGCCUCGGCCUACACCUACAUCCACAACAACCUCCUCUUCACCAAGGCCGAGGACGGCACGGGCAUCUACGCCCAGCUCGGCGGCGACGACGCGGCGCGGUACGUCGCGGGCAAGGACCUGCGCGGCGUCGAGAUCCUCGAGCGCCUCGACGUCGACGGCCUGAGCGUCAUGCAGACCGUGCUCGUCGACUACCUCGGCGAGCGGUGGAUCGCGCAGAGCCUCAUCCCGGGCUUGUUCAAGGCCGCUCGCGACGAGGCCGACGCCGCCGCGACCGCCGACAAGGGCGCCGACGCGCCGCCGAUCGUGCCCAACGCCGAGACGCCCAACAAGGACGACUACCCGCCGACGGCCGCGUUCCGCAUCGUGUACGGCGCCGCCGAGCCCGAGAAGCCCGACGAGCAGGUGCGCGCGAGCAAGUACUUCCACGAGCAGCUCGCGAGCAAGGUCGCGCGCCAGAUGCGCUUCGCCGAGCACGAUGUCAAGGACCAGGACGGCGCCGUCACCAAGCUGUGGACCGCGAGCGACAUGCACGGCAUCGCGGCGACCGACGGCCGCAGCUACUUCAUCGACUGCUUCCGCAUGCAGUGCGUCGACGUCGAGUUCCGCGAGCAGAACGCCAAGGGUGACGCGUCGGUCGACUACCCGCACCGCCUCGUCCUCCUCCGCCCCGAGCUCCUCGAGGCGUACCGCGAGGUCAAGUUGCACAAGUGGCUCGAGGGCAAGGUGACCGAGGCGCGCGCCAAGGUCGAGAAGGAGCAGAAGGACAAGGAGCAGUCGGUCGAGGCAGAGCUCAAGGAGGCCGCGACCGACGGCGCCGCCGACGCCGACAAGUCGGCCCUCGUCCCGUCCGAGCCGCCGACCAAGUCGGUCAUCAACGCCGACGACUUUGUCCUCAACUUCAACCCGGACGCGUUCGUCGAGCGCAAGCCGACCGAGUCGGGCGACGAGCUCGUCAUCUACGACCCGGACGCCGAGUCGACAAACAACGUCCGCCUCGCGAGCCAGUACCUGCGCGAGGUCGUCCUCGGCGAGUUCAUCUCCGAGGCCGUCGCGAGCACGUUCCUCGUGACCGACGGCCCGCAGGUCUCGACCGUGCUGCACCGCAAGGGCAUCAACAUGCGGUACCUCGGCCUGCUCGUGCGCAAGAUCGAGGCCGACGGCGACAAGAACGUCGACUACGCCAAGGCCAAGGUCAGCAAGGACGAGGCGGCCCACACGCUCGCCCUCUUCAAGAGCACGCUCCAGCACGAGAUGGUCGUCCGCGCCGCCAAGCACCUCGUCAACGACCUCCUGCGCGCCAACGCCGAGUACGACCACGCGUCCAUCGUCGCCCACUUCUACAACUGCCUCCUCGGCGCGUCGCUCAACAGCUCGCCCGUCGCCGACGUCUCGUCCCUCCCUGGCGGCGAGCGCUCGUGGGCCACGGCCACGCCGGCAAGCGUCCGGGCCGACCUCGUCAAGCAGGUCGCCGCGCGCUUCCGGUACGAGCUCCCGGCGUCGUGGUUCGACGAGUCGAUGCUCAAGAGCAAGGUCGCGCGCGAGCUCUCGGUCCGCAUCGGCGCGCAGCUCGUCGCUCGCCGGUACGACUUUGGCUCGGGCGCCGCCGACCUCUCGUCCGCCGCCGCCGCCGUCGAGACGUCGUCGUCCGAGGCCACCACCACCGCGUCGACCUCUGCCAAGAAGUCGAAGAAGAGCAAGAAGGCCAAGGCGGCCGUCGAGGAGCAGCCCAAGGUCCAGGGCCCGCCGACGACUUUCCGCCCCGACGACGUCCUCAACCUCGGCCCGAUCGUCAAGUCGACCGCGCACCGCAGCGCGCUCGUCGAGGACGCGUUCGCCCAGGGCACGCGCGCCAUCAUGGAGGGCCAGCUCGACCUCGGCGAGGCGCUCGUCAACGACGCGCUCCACCUGUCGGAGCAGAUCUACGGCGCCGUGCACCCGGACGCGGCGCAGAAGUACCACCAGCUCGGCAUCGUGUGGCACAGCCUCGCGCAGCGCAUCGCGAGCACGCUCCGCACGCACGACAUGGCCGAGCAGGCGCUCAAGGAGCUCCCCGUCGAGGGCCGCGAGCAGCACGAGAAGAGCCUGCAGGAGCUUCUCCUCCCGAACGCCGACGCGGCGCGCCAGGAGGUCGACAGCUACCUUCAGCUCGCCGUCCGCAUGGUCCGCCAGUCGAUCGUCGUCGCCGAGCGCACCAACGGCAUCGACUCGCACGACGCCAUCACGCAGUACACCGACCUCGGCCUUCUCGAGCAGGCGGCGGGCAACCACAACGUCGCCCUCAAGCUCACCAAGCACGCCAUCGACCUCGUCGUCGCCGCGUACGGGCCGUCGCACCCGCAGCUCGUCAACCUCCUCAGCAACGCCGCCGCCAUGGUCCAGGCCCGCUCGGGCAUCGAGGCCGCCAUCCCGCUCCAGCAGCAGUGCGUCGAGCUCGCCAAGCGCAUCUACGGCGAGGACUCGGUCGUCGCCGGCCACAACGAGUUCACGCUCGGGCAGGGCUACGCCGUCGCGUCCGACCUCGAGUUGGCCCAGAAGCACCUCGCCAUCGCCCAGACCGUCCUCCAGAAGCACCUCGGCGACGACGCUCGCGAGGUCCUCGAGGCCAAGCAGUUCGUCCAGAUCAUCGAGGCGACUCGCGCUCGCGACGCGCAGGAGCAGGCCGCUCGCGAGGAGCGCCUCAAGCAGCGCUUCGCGACGGCGCCGCCGACCUCUCGCCCUGUCGGCGCUCGCGCCGCCGUCAACGGCUCGCGCCUGUCGUCGGUCCAGCUCGGCAAGCAGCCCGCUGUCAACGGCGGCGCCGAGGCUGCGCCCAAGCGCACGCACGGCGAGAAGGCCGACCUGAGCGUCGAUGCGCUCGUCGACUACAUCCAGGGCUCGUCGUCGUCGUCGUCGUCGUCCAAGCAGCAGCGCAAGCGCAAGCCGUCGCCUUAGCGCCGCUCCUUCCCUCGCUUCCCUCCCCUCCUCUCCCACCUUUCGUCAUUCGUAUCUCUCUCACCUGUACCACCAGCACCCUCGACACGACCUUCCUGUCGCCCUUGCACCCCUCAUUUUCUCCCUUGUCCCGGACCCGCUCGCUCGCAUCGCCUCGCAGGUCUCCCUCUCUCUAUCCCUCCUCCCCACUCCUCGCCUCUCUCUGUUCCUCCUCCCCCCUCUGAGUACCACCAUCCGCAAAAGCAGCGACCGAGAACUGCAACACGAUCGUACCACGUCCCUCGCG
Molecule: messenger RNA, 4832 nt
Organism: Rhodotorula graminis WP1
Lineage: Eukaryota; Fungi; Basidiomycota; Microbotryomycetes; Sporidiobolales; Sporidiobolaceae
Exons: 7
Coding region: 35-4546 (1503 amino acids)
Biological process (GO): intracellular distribution of mitochondria
Cellular component (GO): cytoplasm
Molecular function (GO): protein binding; mRNA binding
Source: RefSeq, a predicted model, not a curated record